This is a messenger RNA of Paramecium tetraurelia, 924 nucleotides long. RefSeq lists its product as uncharacterized. Lineage: Eukaryota; Ciliophora; Oligohymenophorea; Peniculida; Parameciidae. The record is from RefSeq and is a predicted model, not a curated record. The transcript is spliced from 2 exons.
AUGGAUGAUUCAAUUGAUUGCAAUAAAUAUUUCUCUAAAUUGGAUACUUAGGAAUCACAAACUAUUUUUAGUGGAGAUGUAGAUUAUUUUUAGGAUUCUAAAGAAGUCUAAAUUAAUUUGAAAUAUACCGAUGUUCUCUUUGAAGACCAACUUUAUUUUGGGUUAGUUUAAGAAGAUGGAAGACAUCAGAAACAACAUGUCUUAAGCUUCAUAUAUUAAUAUGCUAUAUUGACAAUAAAUGCCAUUAUCCUGAAUUAACAUAUGAUUGAAAAAUAAUAUCAUCAAAUACUUCCUAAUAGAGAUAAUAUUCAUUCAAAAUACCAAUUUCAUAAUUAGAUAAGUCUAGCGAGGCUAAUAAUAUUAGUUAUUCUCACUUUUUAAUAAUUUUUGAAUCAACUAAUUAAGUAUCUUUUAAAUAUGAAUUCAUCUUUGAUAUUUCCAUUACUUUAAAUAAUUAUACAGACUACAACUGCAAUAACAGCUUAAUAAAUAGACUAAUAUUCCUUAAGAUUGUGCUCUGAUCUAAAAUGUUCGAAAUUUUUGAAAGAUAUUUCAAACUUGGACUCAAACGAUUUAUUUGUUCUUGAACUAAGUCAUUCAAGUAAAUCUACAUUUUUUACUAAUAUUGAAGUCUUUUUUAUUGGCAAAGGAUUUAAUAAAACUGUAACACCAGUUUAAGUCAUUAAUAGUUUUACAAAUUAGGCUAUUAUUUAAUUAAAAACCGAAAUAGUUUGGAAAGGAAUGAAAAUUUAAUUUAAAAAUCAACUGAUUAAAUUACACUAAAAACUGAUGAAAGAUUAAUGUGCAACAGGUUAAUAAGAAUGCUAAAUUAAUGGAAUUGCUCAGGAGGAAUGCGGGGUAUACGAUAGGUAAGGAUUCUUAGCAUCUGUACAUAUGACAUCAUAGAAAUUAUAAUUUUAAUGA